AUGUACUCGACUCGUUUCGAGAAAUGGGGCCCUCAGUUCAACAAAAACAAAAGGGCAGGUGACGGCCCCGAAGCAACAUCAAGUAUCAAAAUACCUCGAACACGAGCCAGGCGCGAUGCAAAUCCCCAACAGAAGAAAUCAGACUUCCAAUUCUGUGACAUUCAACCACGUCUAGCUUCGAGUGUCCGCUUAUCUGAGGGACAUACGGAGCAACGCGCAGUUAUGAACUUUGCAGAAGUCUACGUGUAUGGUCUAUUCGAUACCUUUAGCUUCUCAUCAAACCUCUUCGACAUCAUUGUCCCUGCAGGAACUCCAGAUCACUCAAUGGAUUGGCAGCUGAUAGGUGAUGAGUGCUUUGGAGCUGUAACCCUACUCGCCGAAGGGAAUCAUCUCGAAAGCCGUCGAACAUUUUAUAUACUAUGUGAGAGGUUGCGGAUGAUUGUAGGGAGUAACGACUGGGCAAUGAUUAUCAAGCUCUGGCCAAUCUUCAUCCGACUUUACAACACAGGUUUACUACUUGGAGACUUUUCCUUGCUAGCGCGCUUUUUACACUUCUUCCAAAGACUAGCGUUAGGAGCGUACCCCCAAAACCACCCGAUUCCAAAUUUAUUAAACGUCUUGUGCCGAACUCCAGUCAAAGACUUUCUCAACAUUCUUCAAACUGGUUACCUACGAACAAUUCACUGUCUCGAAAAUCGUCUGGGUUUUGGAAAUGCUGUUGUACUUUCAACCUGGUCCAACUACAUGAAGAAAUGCAACCAUCAGGCGAUACCUGCUGAUGCCCUAACCUCGCGAUACCAUCAUGUUUUAGAGGAGGCCGAAAGCUCGUUUACACCAACCGCCACCCGGACAAUUGAGAUUCUACACGGGUAUCUUUAUGCCGCAUACUACAACAAUAACGACUCAGCUUUGACAUGGGAUCUUUCGCUGAAAAUGGUGAAUCUAGCUGAUUCUCCUGAGCUUAUGGGCUACCGACCAGAGUGGUGCUUGGCUACACAAGGCUACGCCAUGGCUGCCAAGCUUUUGUAUGAUCUGUCAGAAGAUAUGGGUCAAGGAGAGGCGGGAACCACGAUACUCAGAUCUGCCAUUGCUAGGCUCCAACAAGGCGAUAGGGUAUGUCGGACUAGGGCGCUCAUGUUGAACAGCAUGCUGGGCAAGAGUCAAAGCUGA
Molecule: messenger RNA, 1170 nt
Organism: Fusarium sp. VM40
Lineage: Eukaryota; Fungi; Ascomycota; Sordariomycetes; Hypocreales; Nectriaceae
Source: the annotation of a GenBank genome assembly